CAGUCCUGCACGGCAAUCGGAAGCUCCGCAUCGGAGAGAAGGAAAAAGUGUGUUUGUAGGCUAGGCUGUGCUGCAAGUCUGGAUAGGAUAGAGGAUUGUUAUAUUCACACUGGGGAUAGGUGUGUCUGUUACUUUCUCAGUAUUAAAGCAUGAUCAGGUGCAAAAUUAACCAGUGCCUUUAGAAUUAGAAUUCAUUCACAAUGUCAACAGCCUGUAACUGGUUAAGCAUUUUCUUGUGCUUGAGGGGCACAGCCAAUAAUAAAAAGGCUAUUCAUCAGAUUCAUCCCAACCAGAAGUCAUUUGAUGCCGUGGUUGUCUGGAAAGGCAAAGCAGGAUUACAGAAGAGUACAGGUGGCGUGGCCUAUGACUAUAUCCUGAAGCCAGCAGCUGAUGCCGCCCCCAAAAUCUCCUCCCCUCCCAAGGAGAAACCCCUUACACAUGAUGAAAUCUUUGAAAAGCUUCAAAAGGCAGAGGCCAGAAGACAGUCCUUAGAAGCUCAGAAGCUAGAGUUUGUAGCAAAGGAAAAACAAAAAAUGCAGGAGGCCUUGUUAAAAUCCCAGAAAGAAGAGGAGGAGAAAGCAAAAGCUGCUCAGGCCAAACUCAGGAGGUCAAUGGAGGUCACCAAAGAGAACCGAGAACAGCAAAUACAGAGUCUGCAGGAGAAACUACGCGAACAUCUGGCCAAAGUAAAUGAAGUAUGUAGAAAUAGUGAGACUGAGAGCAAAGAACUAGAAGAUAAACUCGCUCAAAAGUACGAGGCUUAUGAAGAAAACCGCAAAAACCAGCUUCAGUCUAUUGUCAAGCGCCUACAGGACCAUGCAAAACAUAUUGAGGAAGUAUGCAAGACUAGUGAGAAUAUGAGCAAGACCUCUGAGGAGAAAAUUAUCCAGAAAUUGGAGAAUGCCCUCAAGAACCGUGAAGAGCAUUUUAAAGCACUGCAAGAAAGACUUAAAGAUCAUGAGCGUAAAAUUGAGGAGGUGAGAAAGAACAAGAUGACCAUGUCUGCCUGCUCUAUGGAAGGAAGUGUGACCUGCUAGAUCCACAAUACACUCCAAUCCAGCACCAGCUUUUCUGCCUAACCGACAUCAUUUACAAAAUCACAAAGAAAACACAGAUAGCUGUUAGAAAGAAAGACAUUUCUUAAUUCUAAAUAUUUUUGUUUCAUUAUCUGGUUAAUGAAUUCAUUCGAAGGCACAGGUGUGAGUGCUCCGAAAAAAUAGUAGUGCUAAGUAUUUAAGAAAAGUUGCUUUGUUCCAUGUUUUUGAAAACAAGUUUGGUGUUGCAGUUAUCAGUCUUAACAUUGAAAAUUAAUAAUUUUAAUACCAGGAUUGUGGAUUCAUAUGGACAGCUCUGCAAUAUGUAUUGUAGAAUUUGUUCCUCUUCCGCUUUCGCAAAAUUGUUCCCGACUUUGAGCAGUUCAGUAUGCACAUGUCAUGGUCAUUGAGAAAACAUUGCACCUUAAAUUCUACCACUUAAACAUAUGCAGCAGCAAUAUGAAUGAAAGUGAAAUGUUUAAAGAAUAGAGUGAUCUAUCAACCAAUAUUCUAUGUAGUGAUGUAAUACAUUUUUGUCCAUAAUUUAAGUGUCUUUGUCAAAUUCAAUUGGUACUGUUUUGCACUGUUAAAAAUUUUUAUGCUUGAAAUAAUUUUUACUAAUUUAGAUAUAUAUAUGAUAUAUAUAUAUAU
Messenger RNA from Saccostrea cuccullata (small rock oyster), 1685 nucleotides. Its product is annotated as stathmin-4-like. Gene Ontology annotation, cellular component: neuron projection; cytoplasm. Bases 201 to 1037 code for a protein of 278 amino acids. Gene Ontology annotation, biological process: neuron projection development; regulation of microtubule polymerization or depolymerization; microtubule depolymerization. The record is from RefSeq and is a predicted model, not a curated record. The transcript has 8 exons. Gene Ontology annotation, molecular function: tubulin binding. NCBI's taxonomy places the organism in Eukaryota, Metazoa, Mollusca, Bivalvia, Ostreida, Ostreidae.